This is a messenger RNA of Xylaria bambusicola, 369 nucleotides long. Its product is annotated as zinc finger protein. The record is from RefSeq and is a predicted model, not a curated record. Gene Ontology annotation, cellular component: mitochondrial intermembrane space. Gene Ontology annotation, molecular function: zinc ion binding. Lineage: Eukaryota; Fungi; Ascomycota; Sordariomycetes; Xylariales; Xylariaceae. The transcript is spliced from 3 exons. Gene Ontology annotation, biological process: protein import into mitochondrial intermembrane space. The coding region runs from base 1 to 369 and encodes 122 amino acids.
AUGUGCAAGCACAUACUAAACGCCCAAGUGGCGAUCCGUUCACCAUGCUGCAAGAAAUGGUUUGAUUGUGCCGACUGCCACCACGAGCAGGAGUCGCAUCAGCUCCAGCAGACCCUCGAGAUGACGUUCGCGUGCAAGAAGUGCAAGAAAUGCUUCCGCAAAGACGCGCAGGAGUUCGAGGAGGCCGACGAGUAUUGCCCACAUUGCGAUAACCAUUUCGUCCUCGAGGCCGUCGUGCCCAAGCCCGCGCUUCGUGUCGAAGGCGAGGAUGCGAGAGUGGACAACCGCAUGCUGAAGGACGACCGUGUUAAGAACAACCAGCAGAGAACGAUAUUUGAUAUACAAGCUGAUGCUGAUAAGCUGGGCUGA